Messenger RNA from Mixia osmundae IAM 14324, 1786 nucleotides. RefSeq lists its product as uncharacterized. Bases 43 to 1473 code for a protein of 476 amino acids. Lineage: Eukaryota; Fungi; Basidiomycota; Mixiomycetes; Mixiales; Mixiaceae. The transcript has 4 exons. Gene Ontology annotation, molecular function: nucleic acid binding; ATP binding; RNA helicase activity. The record is from RefSeq and is a predicted model, not a curated record.
UCGACUCGAACUCUGCGACCCAUUCAGCGAGCCCUCUGCGCCAUGUCCUUCGACUCGCUGGGUCUCGAGCCCUUUCUGUGCCGGGCACUCGACUCCAUGUCGAUCCGCAAGCCAACAGAAGUCCAAGCGGCUUGCAUACCGCCAAUACUCCAAGGCAGGGACUGUAUUGGCUCGGCGCAGACAGGUUCAGGCAAGACCAUCGCAUUCGCCACGCCAAUCUUGCAAGCGCUCGCUGAAGAUCCGUACGGCAUCUUUGCGCUCGUACUGACGCCUACAAGAGAGCUUGCCUUCCAGAUUGCAGACCAGUUCGUGGCUCUGGGCACACCCAUCAACUUGCAGUCCACAGUCGUAGUCGGCGGACUCGACAUGAUGGCUCAGGCGACUGCGCUCCGCUCAAGACCUCACGUCGUCAUCGCUACGCCAGGCCGACUCGUCGACCUCAUGCGCUCGAAUCAGAACGAAUUCAGCUUUGCUCGGCUGCGCUUCCUCGUGCUGGACGAGGCCGACAGGAUGCUCAAUCCGACUUUCGCAGACGAGCUGGGCUACAUACUCGCAGCAUUGCCUAAAGAGCGUCAGACCUUACUGUUCACUGCUACCGUCACAGAUGCUAUCACGGAGCUCCAGCAGAAGACGCCCGAAUCUGGCAAGAAAGAGCCCUUUGUGCACCUUGCGCAAGCAGAACUAGCUACGCCUGAGAAUCUGAGGCAGCUCUACGUCUUCAUUCCGACCACAGUGAGGGACACGUACCUGUAUGCCUUGCUCAAGAAUAUGUCCGCGCUCACAGGUCAGCAUGCGAGGCCACGCAAGCGUGUUCGUGUCGAGCCGAAGAAGCAGCCCCACCGAAAGCACGGAAAGAAGCCGCAACCUGUGCAAGAAAGUGAUGAAGAGGGAGAGCCCCUACCUCAGACCAUUCUCUUUGCUUCUCGAUGUCGACUUGCAGCUCAACUCUCCGUCAUGCUCACCGAACUCGGCAUACCCAAUACCGCCCUGCAUUCGCAUCUCACCCAAAGAGAUCGCCUAGCGUCAUUGAGUCGUUUUCGAGCAUCAGCCGUCCCCUUGCUUGUAGCGACGGAUGUGGGCAGCAGGGGGCUCGAUAUACCCGAAGUCGAUGUCGUCCUCAAUUACGACGUGCCAAGGAAUCCUGACGACUACAUCCAUCGGGUCGGUCGUACAGCUCGUGCAGGACGAGGGGGUGUCAGCGUUUCGUUCGUCACAGAGGGCGAUGUCGACUGUGUCGACGGAGUGGAGCAGCGCACUGGAAUCCGGAUGGCCAAGCUAGAAAUGAACGAAGAGUCUGUUCUGGAGGACCUCAACAAGGUCUCUACCGCGAAAAGGGUAGCCCUACUCCAGCUGAGUGCAGAUAAGUUCGGAGAGCGUCAAGAGAUCAACAAGCGCAAGAACGAGAUCCGCGCCGCAGCUGCUGGUAAAAGCAUGAAGCUUCGCAAGGAAGGUCAACUUCGCAAAGAUGCAUAAGAAAUGCGAUAGAGCCAGAUGCAUAAUAAACAGCUAGUGGACGAGUCUAGAUGGCAGCGCCGCCUGCGCCAGUGUUGGUCGCACCAGCACCUGCGCCAGUCUGGCCAGUGGCGGAGCCUGCGAGGCCUGCGCCGGAAGUUCCAGCACCACCUGCUGCGCCAGCGCCGCCAGCCGCAGUGCCAGCAACACCUGCGGCACCAUCUGCCUUUUGGCCUGCUGCGCCCGAUGCUCCGAGUGAGCCAGCACCGUUCGCGCCAACGCCAGCGGCGCCCUCGAGGUUCUCGCCCGCCGCGCCGGACAUCUGUCCUGCCGA